UCUCAGGUCUGGAAGUGGGGGGGUUAGAACAAGAUGGCUGGGAGCCAGGAUGCCUGGGUUGUUUCCUGCUUUGUCUCUCAAAGUUUCCUAUUAUGGCCUGGCAAGGCGGUCAGGCCCGGGGCGUUCCCGCCCUGGCAAGACUACACAAGUCCCUCUGGAAUGCCGGCUACACCCCACUCCAGAAGCGGGGGGGCUCCCAUACACACCCCCUAGUGCACCGCUGCGGCCAGGCUCCUGCGAGAAGCUGGGGGGCAGGAAAAGACUGGCUUUCCUGACAGGGUCAAGCCAGCUGGGCACCAUGUCUGAUGGGGAGUGGCCUCGGAGUGGCCUCAGCCAGGCCAGCAGUGUCCUCACCAUCUCCUCUGUUACCCUGGGUGCCAAGCCGAUUCGCUCUGUGCGAAGGGUCCACACCUUUGGGAAGAGGGGGAACUCCAUCAAGAGGGAUCCUAACUCUCCCGUGGUCAUUCGGGGCUGGCUGUACAAGCAGGACAGCUCUGGCCUCAAGCUUUGGAAGCGCCGUUGGUUUGUCCUGUCUAAUUACUGCCUCUUCUAUUACCGAGACAGCAGGGAGGAGAUGGUCUUGGGCAGCAUCCUCCUGCCCAGCUACGAGAUCCGGAUUCUUCCGAAGGAGGCCAAAAACCGGCGCUUCACCUUCAAGGCAGAGCACCCCGGCAUGCGGACAUACCACUUCAGCGCUGACACCCAGGAGGACAUGAACGGCUGGGUCCGCGCCAUGAGCCAGUCGGCAGCAGCAGAGAGCGAACGCAGCACCUUGAGCCGGGCCCCUGCUCUGCCCAUGCCUGUGCACCCCCAGGACAGGCUGUAUGCCAGCUUUGAGGACGUCACGCAGGCUGUGCCACCUCAGGCCCUGGCACCUGCCCCAAGCGCGGAGUCCCUAGAGAUCGCCCGGCUGGCAGAGCCCCAGGACAGGGUCCACUCGUCCUCAGAAAGCCUGCCCCCAGCUGGCCACGGGGAAAAUGGUGAUGGGGGGUCUGUGCACAGCGCCACGGCUGGGCCCCCCAGCCCCACCAACAGGGAAUGGGGCAGAGGAGAGGCAGCUGGGCGGAGCUUGCUCUGCUCCCAGACCCCCCCAGGCCAGGCACCCUCUGAACCCGAAUCAGCUUCUGGGGAGCCCCACAGACCCCCCCCACCACAACAGCCCCCCUCCCCUGCCCUACCUCUGUCUGACCCAUCCCCUUACCCCCCAGUCCCAUCCCCCUUUCUCUCAGCCCGUGCCUCCCACUCCUACUCCCUUCCCCCAACCCCUGUUGAGCUCUCCAAGGCCCCGGGGGCUCCCCCUAACCCCUCCACCCCUCCCCAGACCCGGCGCAGAGCUCGAGCAGCCCCCCUGGCUGCCUCCUGUGAAGAGCUCCCCAUCCUGGCCCACCCCUGGCACAGCCGUGCCUUGGUGCGGCCCCAUACCCCUGUGGGUCGGAUGGACAUUGCCCCAGGCUCCAAGACCUUGGGGGAUCCCCAGGCUGUGGGUGGGACCAGGGGCAGGUCGACCCUGGGGCACCCCCAGACCCCCUCGGAGCGCUACGACAUCCUGCCCUAUGAAGACCCCUAUGCCCGGCCUCUGGGGCGCUACCUCCGCAGCCCCCACCCCACCCGGGCGCGGCCAGGCACCCCAGCAGAAGAGCUCCAGGGGAACACGGGCACAUCGGGCCACAGCCUGGGGAGGCCGCACCGGGGCCGGAUCUCCGACAGGGCUUUCCCUUUCCCAGGGGGUGGCCCCCCUCGUGCCCGCCCCCAUGGCCGACUGGUCACCCCUCAUUCCACCUCCUCCAGCCUCCUCCACCUCCCGCCGUUGCCCCCACCCCCCAGUCGCCCCUCCCUCCAUGGGAAGAGACCUUUGCUGACCCACACGCCCCGGAGUCUGGCCCCACUACUCCACGAUAGGAGCCAUUUUCUGUCCACUCCUGGCUCUGAAGGUGACACGGAUGUCCUUCUGACCAAACUCUGCGGCCAAGACAAACUGCUCCGGAGCCUGGAGGAGGAGACAGGCCAUCUGCGGGCUGAGAAGGAGAGGCUGGAGAAAGCCCUGGAAGUGACCCGCCAUCAGCUGGAGGACUUCAAAGGGCACGACCUGGCCACUGAAAAGAUCUGGUACCAGCAGAGGCGGUUGCAAGACGAGCUGGUCCAAGUGAGAGCCCAGCUAAGCGACCUGGCACUGGACAGCGAAAGGGCCUGGGCAGAGUAUGCUGCUCUUGAAAAUGAGCUACAGAUGCUGAGAGAGACCCUGGCACAAAUCCGGCACCUCGGGCACCCCCACGAGCAGGAGGCCGCGCAGCAGGAGCUGUGGAUGAUUGAGGACAUCCUGGCAGGGCUGAAAACCCAUGGUCCCCCCUGCCCCGUGCCAGACACCAGGAGAUGCCCAGGGCUCUCCCCAGCCACCUCCCCGGUUCUGGAGCAUUGGGUUGGGUCAACUCCCAGCUCCUUCCCCUUCCCAGGGCUGGAGGAACCCAGGGAUCCCCAAGAGCUACUGCUAAUGGUUCCUGGAGUCACUCCCCACAAGCUGCCUCUUCCCCUGCCCCAAUCCACGCCUGACCAUGAGCCUACGCUGGAGCCCACUGGGCGGAUGGACCAACCGGCAGCUGGGCAUAGCCCACCUGUUUCUGCAGUGUUUGGGGGAGCAAACUGGGGCUCAAGGCCCCCCCAGAGUCCUCCCAGAGGAGGGGCCAGAUCACCAGAGCCAGAGAGAGGGAACCCUAACCUCAUUGCACCAGGUCUUGGCUCCCAAACUGCUGCCCUCCAUCUCCCAUGGACCCCCAGCCCAACAUCUUAUGAGCCGUGGGAACAGAGACCAGUAGAGCUGCCUGCCAAGGUGAGUGUCCCUGUCCCCUCCACCCCGCACCGCACACGGAUGAGUGCCCAGGAGCAGCUGGAGCGGAUGCGGCGCCACCAGGAAGCGCAGCGGUCACAGGAUGGAGGCAGGCCUAGCCCCCCGGGGCCCCGGCGCAGCUCCCUCCGGGGCAGUGCCAGCCGGCUACCCCUCCUGGUCCCACCCCCCAACCCAGGCCCAGAGCCAGCCCAGCCCUGCAGGGGGGGUGCGAAUGGGGGGCCCUGGGGUCCCUGCGUCCCAGGGGCCAAGAGAGACCGGCAGCAGAUUGUCAGCCUGUCCUACACCCUGGCAAGCGAGGCCUCUCAACGCAGCAAACUCAUCACAGGGAGGACCCCGUAUGAGCCCCAGCUUGGGGGACGCAAGCCCCACUCAGAGCCCCACCAAGAACAACUGGAUGCACUGACCAAUCAGCAUCUCAUGCUUUCUGCCACACGCAUCCAUGGGGAAUACCAGGCCAAUCAUGUUGUGGCUGAGAGAGACUGCUCCCCAAAUCAGCCUGCAGUGUUUCCUAUCAGCACAGGGCUACAGUCAGGAGCAGCCAGUCAGGGCUCACCUCUGUCUUGGAACUCUGAUUGGGCAUUGCCCAUUCUUGAGGCGUCCAGUCGGAUAUCGGCUUUGUCUGAGAUGCCCAAUCAGGUGUCACCAUCUUGGACAGAGGCAACCAAUCAAGCUUCAUCCAUGCCUGAUACAUCGCUGCCUGAACCAACCAAUCAGGUGUCAGUUUCACCUGAGGUAUCCAAUCAGGUGUCCUCUCCUGCACCAUCCAAUCCUGCCACCGCAAGGGGUUAUGGGGAGCAAAGGAUUGUAGGAAAUGAGGGUUUGGUUAAUGGUGGGUAUCAGGGGCAGAGUGGGGGCACCAAACCCAGCCAGGUGAGAGUGCACCUGAGCGAAGCCAGCCAGCCAAUCAGAAUUACACUGCUUCAGUCUAGCUUCUAGCCCAUUGGCUGUGGAGUGGGGCUAAGUCCUGCCCUCAGGGUGCCCCCAGAGGAGGAUGCAGUGCUGAAGUCCUAGCUGGGACUAUCCCAAGUCCACUGGGGAUGUAAGGGGGAGAGGGAAUACAGGCUGGGGGGGGGUUUGGGGGCCU
This is a messenger RNA of Alligator mississippiensis (American alligator), 3926 nucleotides long. It is a transcript of the gene PLEKHA4, whose product is annotated as pleckstrin homology domain containing A4. NCBI's taxonomy places the organism in Eukaryota, Metazoa, Chordata, Crocodylia, Alligatoridae. The transcript has 22 exons. The record is from RefSeq and is a predicted model, not a curated record. Bases 50 to 3778 code for a protein of 1242 amino acids.